This is a messenger RNA of Camellia sinensis, 3602 nucleotides long. Lineage: Eukaryota; Viridiplantae; Streptophyta; Magnoliopsida; Ericales; Theaceae. The record is from RefSeq and is a predicted model, not a curated record.
CCUAGGCCCAAGCUUUGAGUCCCUAACUAGGGUUGGGUCUAACGGGGGCGAGUCCAACUGUUUGGGUGGACUUCGGGCCGCUCACUACUGCGGGCUAUUUUUACACUCCUCCGCCCAUCACUGCCAUAAUGGAAUCCUCAGAUUCAUGACCCUUUCAGUUCGUUCAAGUCGAAGAAGAUGGUCGGUUUAUCAUCAUCGAAGCCAUUACCGUCCGAUCAAACGACCAAAGCUCACUCGGAUCUGACUCCAUGGAGCUCUAAGACCCCUGAUAAGCCAGCGUGGGUCGAGUCCGGAAUCGCCAGAAGUCGGAUCGAGAUCACCUGAUGGAGAGCAGAUCGGGUCGGAGCCUAGUGAUAUUGCGAUCGGUAAAUCAAAAAAGAAGGUUGAUGGGUCAAUAAUAAAGCUUCUGGAAAAUUGGAAACCACCCCUCAUUCAUUGCUUCAAACUUAACACCGAUGGCGCGGCAAAUGAAAAUCAUGUAGCUACAGGCGGCAUCAUUUGUGACAAUCAUGGCAAUUGGGUUUCGGGCUUCUGCAGAUUUCUGGGCAAAACCAACAGUCUAACUGCCGAAUUAUGGGCCUUUAGGGAUGGUGUCAAAUUGGCUCUUGACAUGGGUCUUACACCAAUUGAAGUUGAAUUUGAUGCUCUCACUCUUGUACACAUGGUAUUAAAUAAUUGCAAUGACCAACACCACCUUAGCAAUGUUGUUCAUGACUGCAGGUUCCUCCUGGACAGCCUCGGAUCGCCAAUUGUUAAACACAUUUUCAGGGAAGCCAAUCAAAGUGCGGAUGCACUAGCCAAUUAUGGGCUGCUUAUGAUGGAUGAGAAUUUUCAUGUUUUCUCCUACCCUCCAUCUCCCUUUAUAUCUCAGAUGGUUAUGUAUGAUGCUAUGGGAAUUCUAUAUCCCAGAACUAUCUUAUGUGGAGCUACUGAAAACUGAACAAGUGAAAGCCAUCAUUGGACCAUUGACACCCAUGCAAGCAAAUUUUGUAAUUCAUCUUGGAGAAGAAGCUCAUGUCCCCAUUAUUUCAUUCUCUACAACAAGUCUUUCCCUCUCAUCUCUUCCGAGUCCGUAUUUUUUCCAAGCUGCUCUAAAUGACUCAUCUCAAAUACAACCCAUAACUUCUAUAAUUCAAGCCUUUGGAUGGAAAAAAGUUGUACCCAUUUACACAGAAAAUGAGUAUGGAGAAGGUUUGAUUCCAUUUUUGACCGAUGUAUUUCAAGAAAAUGAAAUUUGUGUUCUGUACAAAAGUACAAUUCGUCCUGUGGCCAGUGAUGAAGAAAUUGUUGCAGAGCUUUACAAGCUGAUGACUAUGCAAACCAGGGUUUUUAUCGUACACAUGACUUGCUCUCUUAGCGCUCGCUUAUUUACCAAAGAAAAUGAAAUCGGGAUGAUGAGUGAAGGGUAUGUCUGGAUCAUAACUGAUGGGAUAACGAAUUCCUGGAAUUUUUUUGACCCUUCAAUCAUCAUCGACUCAAUGCAAAGGGUGAUUGGUGUAAAACCACAUGUUCCAAAAAGUGAAAAGCUUGAAGAUUUUACUAGUAGGUGGAAAAACAAAUCACACCAAGAGAAAACUAGUAGUGAUCUAAAUGUUUUUGGGUUAUGGGCAUAUGACUCAGCCACAUCACUGGCAAUGGCAGUUGAGAAAGUUGGUGCAUUGAAUUUGAGCAUUUCAAACCUUGCUAAAAAUUUAACCACCGACUUUGAAAGUGUUGGAGUGUCUCAAAAUGGUAUUCAUGUUUGUCAAGCUCUUUCAAGCACUCCUAGAUUUAGAGGACUCAGUGGAAAUUUUAGCUUUGUCGAUGGGCAACUACAAUCGUCUGCUUUUGAGAUUGUGAAUGUGAUCGAAAUGGGCCAAGAGGAAUUGGAUUUUGGACGCCGGAACAUGGAAUUGUAAGAGAAUUCAAAUUUGAUGCAGUGAAUACAAGGUACAAGGAUUACUUGACAUCUCAGGCCAAUCUUAAAGCUAUUAUAUGGCCAGGUGAUAUACUAACAUAUGAAUGUUUCCUAUUUAGCCGCUAUUCCUAGACUACUUCGAUUUUUUUCCCCUGUUAUAACAAAGCUAUAUGUAUAGAAUUAAAACAUAAGACAGUAAAUGAAUUGUGUGUUUCAAAUUUCUAACCUUUAUUUCAAUAUUUCUGUUUACACCCUAUAUUGAACCCAUGAAGGGAGUUAUACUCAAGCUUGAUUUCGAAAAAGCGUAUGACACAGUCAAUUGGGGGUAUCUGUUUUCCAUGAUGGCCAACCUUGGGUUAGGAAAUAGACGGAUCAGAUGGAUGAAAACUUGCUUCAUCACAGCAUGAGUCUCCAUAUUAGUAAAUGGUUCACCAAUUGUGAGUUUUGUCCACAAAAGGGACUAAGGCAAGGCGACCCUCUGUCCCAUUUUUUGUUCAAUAUUGCAGCAGAGAGGCUGAAUCUACUACUGGAAAUUGCAAAACAGCUGGGAUUAUUAAAGGGAGCUACUGUUGGGUCUGCAGGAUUGAAGUUGUUUCAUCUUCAGUUUGCAAAUGACACUAUUCUCUUUUGUGAAGCAGAGUGGGAGGAGAUUGUGAAUAUUAAAAGAAUUCUUAGAUGCUUCGAGUUGAUGUUAGGCCUCAAGAUAAAUUUCCAUAGAAGUGUGUGUGUGGAGUUGGGAUUAGCGAUGUUAUGGUUCAUGACUAUGCUUCAAAAUUGCAUUGCUUAAGCCAUAAAUUACCUCUCAAGUACCUAGGUUUACCACUUGGUGCAAAUUCAAGGAGGAAGAAGACUUGGCUGCUUGUGGUGGAUAAGGUUAAGGCCAAGUUAGCCUUAUCGAAAAGAAAGCUAUUGUCUUUUGCUGGUAGGUUAACUUGGUCAAGCCUGUGCUGGAUAGUCUUCCUGGUUAUUACCUUUCAGUUUUCAAACUACAAAAGGUGUAGCUAAGGAAAUUGACAAGUUAAAGGCAACAUUUUUAUGGGGUAGCUCAGAGUUGAGAAGAAAGAUUCAUUUGGUGAAUUGGAAGGAAGUAACAAUGAGUAAAGACCAAGGAGGGUAAGGGAUGCAAAUGAUUUCAUGUUAGCUAAGUGGUGGUAGAGAUAUGGGGUGAAGGAUAAAUCACUGUGGAAAAAGGUUAUCAUCAGCAGGUAUGGUGCAAAACGGGGCAGGUGGUCACCAAUGAAGGAAGUGGUUGGUAAUGAGUCUAAUGAAUGGUGUGAUAUAUUGAGUGUGGCAAGGACUAAUCCUGGGUUAGUUGAGUUCUUUGUUUCUAAGUGUAAGAUUGUGGUUGGUGAUGGGUGCGGGUUUGAUUUUUGGCAUGAUAGAUGGCUCAUGGAUCUAUGGCUAAAAGUGGAGUUUCCCAAGUUGUUUAGGCUCUCUGUGAAAAAAGAAGGUAAGCUGAGCUCUUUUAUGCGGAGGAGGGACAGAUCAGGGGACUGGAAGCUAUUGUUCAGAAGAUCAUUAUUUGCUAGGGAGGAAGAGGAGGUCAGUAGGCUACAAGUGUUGACAAGAGAUGUCCCUAGGUUGAAUGUGGAGCUGCAUGAUGCAGUAAGGUGGACUGCAUUCACAGUGCCAUCUGUUAGAGAUUGGUUUGAACUAAAUAAUGGCCCUAGAUUGCUGGUUCUUAGGUUGUUAUGGAACAAUGUGG